Pipistrellus kuhlii (Kuhl's pipistrelle) is the source of this 650-nucleotide messenger RNA. Its product is annotated as elongation factor 1-alpha 1-like. Lineage: Eukaryota; Metazoa; Chordata; Mammalia; Chiroptera; Vespertilionidae. The record is from RefSeq and is a predicted model, not a curated record.
AUGACAGGCACAUCUCAGGCUGACGGUGCUGUCCUGAUUGUUGCUGCUGCUGUUGGUGAUUUUGAAGCAGGCAUCUCCAAGGAUGGACAGACCUACAUCAAGAAUGUGUCUGUCAAAGAUGUUUGCCAUGGCGAUGUGGUUGGUGACAACAAAACUGACCCACCAACGACAGUAGCUGGCUUCACAGCUCACGUGAUUAUCCUGAGCCACCCAGGCCAAAUCAGUGCUGGAUAUACACCCGUUCGGGAUUGUCACACAGCUCACACUGUUUGCAAAUUUGCUGAGCUGAGGGAGCUCAAUGAAGAUCUUUUGAUCUUUGCUUCUGGAAAAUAGCUGAAAGAUGGUCCUAAGUUUUUGAAAUCUGGCAAUGCUUCCAUUGUUGAUAUGACUUCUGGCAAGCCCAUGUGUGUUGAGAGCUUCUCUGACUACCCUCCUCUGGGCCAUUCUGCUGCUCAUGACACGAGACAGACAGUUGCUGUGGGUGUCAUCAAAGCUGUGGAAGAGAAGGCAGCGGGAGCUUGCAAACUCACCAAGUCUGCCCAGAAAGCUCAGAAGGCUGAAUGAAUAUUAUUCCCAACUCCUGCCACCCCGUCUUACUCAGUGGUGGAAGAAAUGACUCAGAACUAUUUGUCUCAAUUGGCCAUUUAAGU